AUGGACAGACACGUCAACUUGUUGUACUUGCCAGAUCCGCGAGAUGACAACGUUGGACACUUUGUAUGGAUAAAAAACUUGUCUCGACUUGUGAGCUCACAACUAAGCAAACAUGAUCAUAAGAAGUAUAUCUGCAGCCGAUGCUUGCACUAUUUUAGUUCGAGCGCAAGGUUGCAGGUCUAUACUUUAGAUUGUGGAGAAAUGAACGACUGCGCCAUCCUGCUGUCUAGCGAAGAUGACAAAUGGCUCA
This is a messenger RNA of Dinoponera quadriceps, 250 nucleotides long. RefSeq lists its product as uncharacterized. The transcript has 2 exons. The record is from RefSeq and is a predicted model, not a curated record. The annotation marks the transcript as partial. Lineage: Eukaryota; Metazoa; Arthropoda; Insecta; Hymenoptera; Formicidae.